CCCCAGCAGCGGUGGAGGAGGAGGCCGCGCCGCAACUCCCUCACGGAGGAGGACGGCAGCCAGGAGUUCUCCACCCGCAGCCGCUUCCUCUACUGUCUCUUCAGCCUGGGUACGGAGCUGGGCAACGAGCUCUUCUACAUCCUCUUCUUCCCCUUCUGCAUCUGGAACUUGGACGCCUGGCUGGGCCGGAGGCUUAUCAUCAUCUGGGUGUGGGUGAUGUACCUGGGGCAGUGCACUAAGGAUGUCAUCCGCUGGCCGCGGCCCGCCUCCCCGCCUGUGGUGAAGCUGGAAGUCUUCUACAACUCGGAGUACAGCAUGCCCUCCACCCACGCCAUGUCGGGCACCGCCAUCCCCCUGGCCCUCCUGCUUCUCAGCUACGGCCGCUGGCAGUAUCCCCUUAUGUUUGGACUGAUCCUUGCAUUCUGCUGGUGUUCUUUGGUUUGCUGUAGUCGAAUUUAUAUGGGAAUGCAUUCGAUUUUGGAUGUUAUUGCUGGAUUUCUUUAUGCUAUUCUUAUCUUGGUUGUCUUCCAUCCAGUUGUGGACCUGAUUGAUAACUUCAACUUAACUUACAAAUAUGCACCCUUAAUUAUCAUCAGUCUCCAUUUAGCCCUGGGCAUCUUCUCUUUUACUCUGGACACCUGGAGCACAUCACGAGGAGACACAGCUCAGAUACUGGGCUGUGGUGCUGGAGUAGCCUGUGGCUCUCACGUUAACUACAUAGUGGGUCUAAAGCUAGAUCCUCAUCCCGAUACCUUACCUUUGUCUCUUUCCUCUGUCACUGUGACUGUGUUUGGAAAAGCCAUAUUGCGGUUGUUGAUCGGAGUAAUAGUUCUGUUGUUAACAAAAGUAGGGAUGAAAAAAGCCACUAUUCCACUGGCAUGUAAAAUAUUUCGCAUCCCACACGACGAUGUACGGAAAGCAAGACAACGCAUGGAAGUUGAGCUUCCCUAUCGCUAUAUUACAUAUGGAAUGGUUGGUUUCUCCCUGAUGUUUAUUGUUCCUUGUCUUUUCCAUUUUAUUGGUCUUUCUUGA
Molecule: messenger RNA, 1032 nt
Organism: Mesitornis unicolor (brown roatelo)
Lineage: Eukaryota; Metazoa; Chordata; Aves; Mesitornithiformes; Mesitornithidae
Gene: SGPP1
Product: sphingosine-1-phosphate phosphatase 1
Exons: 3
Biological process (GO): sphingosine metabolic process; phospholipid dephosphorylation
Cellular component (GO): endoplasmic reticulum membrane
Molecular function (GO): sphingosine-1-phosphate phosphatase activity
Source: RefSeq, a predicted model, not a curated record